AUGCCCCAGAUACCCCCGAUCGUCUCAAUUUCAGCGUCUGAACAGCGCCCCAAAAAUGUAGUCUCUGUUACUUUGCGGGAGCAAGAGGAAGUGGGGCUCCAACGUGGGAGAAACGCAAAAUCGAGAAGAAAAUCUAAGAAACAGGAACCUUCUUUGUCACAAUCCAGAGCUUGUUGUCCUGGCAGAUGGAUGUUUCGAGAUAUUAUCGGCAUGGAAGAGGUAGAGCGAGGCGCGGAGUAA
This is a messenger RNA of Paracoccidioides lutzii Pb01, 240 nucleotides long. RefSeq lists its product as hypothetical. Bases 1 to 240 code for a protein of 79 amino acids. The record is from RefSeq and is a predicted model, not a curated record. The transcript has 2 exons.